This is a messenger RNA of Scheffersomyces amazonensis, 1330 nucleotides long. RefSeq lists its product as uncharacterized. Bases 98 to 1279 code for a protein of 393 amino acids. Gene Ontology annotation, molecular function: protein binding. The transcript has a single exon. Lineage: Eukaryota; Fungi; Ascomycota; Pichiomycetes; Serinales; Debaryomycetaceae. The record is from RefSeq and is a predicted model, not a curated record.
GUAGUGAGUAGUGAGUAGUGAGUAUACUUUUUUUUCACGAUGAGCUACUCCACUAACCACCACAACCACAACCACCACAACCACCACAACCACUACAAUGUCUACUCCCAUUGAAACUCUAGUGGCAAGAGCUCGAGCUCUCUUACAAUCAUCCCAAUCUGAAAAGGCAUUGGAAAUCCUCACACCAGACUUUGAAACAUAUAAUGCAGAUGUUAAUUACUUACAAAUAUUCGGGGAAACUUUAUUAGAGAAUAAUGAUUUAGAGAAUGCUUAUGAAGUAUUGGUUAAAGCAUGUGAAUUGGAUCCCACGGCUGAGAAUGGAGUAGAGAAAUUCUUUUAUUUAGGACAAAUUAUCGGAGGACACGAUGGAAUUGAUUCAUUAAAUGUAGGAUUACAGAAAUUACAGAAUCAAUUAGAGAUAAUUAACAGUAACACCACAGAUAAACUAUUAAUUGAAUUAUCAACACUUUAUAAAACCAAAGAAUCUCUCAUAAGUUAUUUAAUUAAAAAAUUAAAUCAAGGAAUCUUUGCCAAAAUUGAAAUUUGGAUGACUGAUUUAUGUAUGGAAGAUGAAGCAGAAACUCAAUGUAAUGAACUAAUUAAUUAUUCAUUACAAUUAGAUAAUCAAAACCCUGAAGCCUUAUCAUUAUUAUCAUCCAUCAGAAUCUCUCAACAACGCAAUGAAGAAGCCAAACAAGCAUUAUUAAAAUCAUGGGAAUUGUUUCAAAUAAAGAAAUCUCAAUUAGAAGAAGCAGCCAAUAAACACCAACAAGAAGAUAUUGAUUCAUUUGAAGUUGGAUUAGAAUAUGUAGAUUUAAUUCAACCCUUACUUACAUUAGCCAAGUUUGCCAUUGAAUUAGAAUUAUAUGAUAUAACCAUAACAAUAGUAUCGAAUGUUCAAGAUAUUAAUGAAAAUAUCUUAGAUACUUAUUAUUAUGAAGCCUUGGCUAAUUUAUUCUCGGCUAAACAAUUAUUGAAUAGUCAAACUCCACACGAAGAAGAUUAUCGUGAAAUCGAUACAGAAUUAUUAGUUAAAUCUACCAUACCUGAAAUUCAAUCAUUACUUAAAGAUAUAAAGAGUUCAUUAACUCAAGGUUAUAAAAUUAUAAAUAGUGAUAAUUUAGUAGCGGAUUUAGAUCCUGGAUUAAUUGAACAAGUGGAAUUAUUAUUAAAGCAAGUUGGAGGUCCAGUGAUGAGUGAAUUACUUCCAACUCGAGCCAAUGAAGAUGAAGAAGGAUGGGAAGAUGAAAUAGAAAGUGAAGAAGAAAAUAUCCAUUAGACUAUAUAUAUGUAUACACUUAAUAUACAAAGUAAAAUUAUUUUAAUAGAU